Molecule: messenger RNA, 1589 nt
Organism: Peromyscus californicus insignis
Lineage: Eukaryota; Metazoa; Chordata; Mammalia; Rodentia; Cricetidae
Gene: Snu13
Product: small nuclear ribonucleoprotein 13
Exons: 3
Coding region: 131-517 (128 amino acids)
Biological process (GO): ribosome biogenesis; maturation of SSU-rRNA; mRNA splicing, via spliceosome
Cellular component (GO): small-subunit processome; precatalytic spliceosome; U4/U6 x U5 tri-snRNP complex
Molecular function (GO): RNA binding
Source: RefSeq, a predicted model, not a curated record
CCCGGAGUGACAUCACUUCCGCUUCCUCUCCCGCGCAGGAAGUGACUUCCGCUCCUCUUUCUGCGCCGCGUUUCGGCCUGUCUGGAGGUGGGCUGUUCUCGAGUCGCGGCGAGGCCGGCGCACCGCAGCCAUGACAGAGGCUGAUGUAAAUCCGAAGGCCUAUCCCCUCGCAGAUGCCCACCUCACCAAGAAGUUGCUGGACCUCGUUCAGCAGUCAUGUAACUACAAGCAGCUUCGGAAAGGAGCCAAUGAAGCCACCAAAACCCUCAACAGGGGCAUCUCUGAGUUCAUUGUGAUGGCAGCAGACGCUGAGCCCUUGGAGAUCAUCCUGCACCUCCCACUGCUGUGUGAAGACAAGAAUGUCCCCUAUGUAUUUGUGCGUUCCAAGCAGGCCCUAGGACGGGCCUGUGGGGUCUCCAGACCUGUCAUCGCCUGUUCUGUUACCAUCAAAGAAGGCUCCCAGCUAAAGCAGCAGAUCCAGUCCAUCCAGCAGUCUAUUGAAAGGCUCCUGGUGUAGGCCUGUGGCCUCUGCCCUUUCCUGUCUACUCCCACCCCACUUGUGUAUCAUAUUGUCUGUUAGCAUGUGGUAUUUUCAGCCAGUUUCUAUUAUAAAUAUUGUACUACAUCCGGUUUUUGUAAAUUUUUUUCGUUUUUCGAGACAGGGUUUCUCUGUGUAGCUUUGCGCCUUUCCUGGAACUCACUUUGGAGACCAGGCUGGCCUCGAACUCACAAAGAUCCACCUGCCUCUGCCUCCCGAGUGCUGGGAUUAAAGGCGUGCGCCACCACCGCCCAGCUCGGUUUUUGUAUUUUUAAUUUGUCUUACAGGGUUGUUUUGUCCCCAUCUCCUCAUCCUCUCUUCUACCAUUUUUUAAUCUUCUUUUAAAAAAGUGAAAUGAUACCUAAGACAUGUGAGAGGCAGAAUGUCAGCAUUUAACAGCAGGAAUAACCAGGAAAAACCUAAGCCAGGGAUAGUGUAUUUUCACCUGCAAACUCAUUUCUCUGUGCAGGAUAAGAUGAAGUAACACUGACCCCUCAUGCCUUUGCAUACAAGAUCUCCAUAAAUGUUAACAGGACUGAAGAGCUUUCUUUGGGAAGCAGUCCCUCUCGCCCACCACACCAUCAUUUGUAGAGGAAGUUUGAUAAUGUUAAGCCUAUGUCCAAGUGCCAUUUAUUAAUGUUUGUGUGUUUUUGAUAUGUGUAACCUUAUAUUCUCACCCGUUCCCUACUGAGGGUAUCAAGGCAGUAACAAGUCAAAGGGAUGGUCUGCAGACUCAGGCAGCCUGGGUGAGGUUGACUGCCUGGAUCUGAAGAGUGACGAGGACAAAAUAGUUAGUUCGUGCUGGAAUAAAGGAUUCUGGGGCUGGAAUUUACAGCAGAGACAAUGCUAUCAGGAACAUCCUGUCCUUGGUUGAAUGGGGAUUUUUUUGUGGAGCCAUUUGACACCCACUUUGGGAGGGAGGCUUUAUCCUUUUCCUCCCACAACAUGGUUCAGAUGUAUUCUCUAUCACAUGAAGAGAGUGAUAAUAAUGUUCAUUCUUGAGCAUCCUAAUAAAGAAAUAUGUUCCUACUUCAUGUUAAAUGAAACGGCA